Mollisia scopiformis is the source of this 1390-nucleotide messenger RNA. RefSeq names its product 1-aminocyclopropane-1-carboxylate. The record is from RefSeq and is a predicted model, not a curated record. The transcript is spliced from 5 exons. Gene Ontology annotation, molecular function: D-cysteine desulfhydrase activity; 1-aminocyclopropane-1-carboxylate deaminase activity; pyridoxal phosphate binding. The coding region runs from base 217 to 1284 and encodes 355 amino acids. Gene Ontology annotation, biological process: amine catabolic process. NCBI's taxonomy places the organism in Eukaryota, Fungi, Ascomycota, Leotiomycetes, Helotiales, Mollisiaceae.
GGGCAAGUUCCCACUAUUCCACUCCUGUUCCGAAGCCGGCCUCUCAUCCCUCUUGCCCCGCGCGUAAGCAGCGCUUACCCUCGGAAGAGGAACCCAAUCCCAUCUUUACAUUCCCUCUUCUUUUAAACUCCCUCCCCUUCAAAUCUCGAACGGCAAAUCCCCAUCUUCCUCUCAUCCUCUCCUCCAUUCCUCUCCUCACUAUCCAAAACCCUUAAAAUGACAACCCUCACCCCCGUCCCCCUCCCCCUUCCCGAGCCCCUAGCCAGCAUCCCCCGCACACCCCUUCUCUUCGGCCCCUCCCCCAUCGAGAAACUAGACCGCAUCACCGCCGCCCUAGGCGGCAAGGUCGGGGUCUGGGCUAAAAGGGAGGAUUGUAAUUCGGGGGUUGCUUUUGGGGGGAAUAAGGUGCGGAAACUUGAGUAUUUAAUCCCAGAAGCUCUACAGCAAGGGUGUGAUACGCUAGUUAGUGUGGGGGGUAUUCAGAGUAACCAUACGAGGGCCGUGGCUGGUGUUGCGAGGAAGGUUGGGUUGAAGGUCCAACUAAUCCAAGAAUCCUGGGUCCUAAACACAACACCCCUCUACUCCAAAGUAGGCAACAUCCAAAUCUCCCGCCUCAUGGGCGUCACCCCACACCUCGACCCCUCCCCCUUCAGCAUCUCCCACGCAUCCUCCCUACAAACCCUAACCACCCAGAUCCUCUCCUCCGGCGACGGCAAACCCUACUACAUCCCCGCCGGCGCCUCGGAUCAUCCUUUAGGCGGCCUCGGCUUCGCGCGCUGGGCCUUCGAGGUCGCGGCCCAGGAGCAGGAGUUGGGUGUUUUUUUCGGGACGGUGGUCGUUUGUGCGGUGACGGGGAGUACGUUGGCGGGGAUGGUGGCUGGGUUUCGGUUUUUGGAGGUUAAGAUGGGGGGUAGGAAAAGAAAAAUUGUAGGUAUUGACGCUUCGGCUAAGCCGGCCGAGACAAAGGCGCAAGUUCUCGGGAUCGCGAAAUUCACGGCGGAGAAGAUUGGGUUGGAGGAGAGUGAUGUGAGGGAGGAGGAUGUGGUGUUGGAUGAGAGGUGGCAUGAGGGGGUUUAUGGGGUGCCGGGGAAGACUACUAUUGAGGCUAUGAAAUUCGGAGCCGAAACAGAGGGAUUCAUCACGGACCCUGUUUACGAGGGUAAGAGUCUUGCGGGGUUGAUGGGAAUGAUUAGGAACGGUGAGAUUGAGGAUGGAGAGCAGGUGCUUUAUGCGCAUCUGGGAGGCCAAUUGGCGAUUAAUGCUUAUGAGGGGUUGUUUGAGUAGAGCACUAAGGGAGGGAUUGUAGUGGGACAGCCAGAGACGCUUGAUGGACUGGUUGGAGAGAUUUAGCAAGUAGCUAUAUUGCUUAACCCCGAAUAUAUUAUUUUCU